AUGUUUGUAUCAACUCUUGUGUUGCUAUUGUGGGCAUUCGUUGGAGCCCAAGCAGCAGUCAUUCGCGGAAGGCUAGAUUUGGGCGGUUACAACAUCAGUCAACGUGAGGUGUUAAGGUCGUAUUUUAGUCUCUAUCAAGUCGGAAACGUAACCGAUAAGCUCUACCAUGCGCGCGCGAAAAUUCAGGAUGAAGCUGGCACCUUUGAGUUUACUGACGUUCCCGUAAGCGACGAUGCUGACACUGCAACUUAUUUCGCAUUACACUCGCUUUCUCUGGAUUUCAACUUGAAGCCUAACCGGAUUUUGGUUGAAGUGAGACCUUCGAGCGACUUAGACGCGCCACCAACGAUCCGAGCAUACAAAAACAUUUUUGGCAGGCAAAAUUUCCCCUCCCCAGACAUACUCCACCCUGAGAAACUGGAAGAAAUUCCCGCGUCGCCCGCGAUCGUUAUUUCCACGGUGAACAGCGCUCCGCUGCGUCUUUACGUCGAAACAAGAAACCAAGGCAUUUUCCAAAAGGGACCUUUGGCUAGCAUAGUAAACUCCAAAUACAAGCUGGCCGCGGUCAUAACCGUGAUCAUGCUGCUUCUGUUCCCGGUUGUCUUGGAAAAAUUGGACCCCGAGACGGCUAAGGCCAUACGUGAACAAAAAGUGAACCAACAAAAAGGGCACCACGCAGAGAAUCCGGCGGCAAGCGAAAUAAUUGGCAAAGAGUCAAAGCAGAAAUAA
Lachancea mirantina is the source of this 729-nucleotide messenger RNA. NCBI's taxonomy places the organism in Eukaryota, Fungi, Ascomycota, Saccharomycetes, Saccharomycetales, Saccharomycetaceae. The record is from the annotation of a GenBank genome assembly.